Messenger RNA from Chenopodium quinoa (quinoa), 531 nucleotides. RefSeq lists its product as uncharacterized. The coding region runs from base 1 to 531 and encodes 176 amino acids. NCBI's taxonomy places the organism in Eukaryota, Viridiplantae, Streptophyta, Magnoliopsida, Caryophyllales, Amaranthaceae. The transcript has 3 exons. The record is from RefSeq and is a predicted model, not a curated record.
AUGGCUCAGAAUCCUAAUGAUUUGGAUUUAUAUGCUAAAGAAUUCGAUGCUAUUAAGGCCCUUUGGCUUCCUAUUGUUGACCUUGUUACUAUGAGGAGGGGUAAACAGCUUAGCUCUGUUUCUCGGAGCUAUCUCAUUAGGCCUAUUUCUCAUGCUGAAAUUGAUGCUUCCCUUAAGGGAAUUGAUAACACUAAAGCUCCUGGUAUUGAUGGCUUUAACUCCUUCUUCUUUAAGAGAUCUUGGCAUAUUGUGAAAGAUGAUAUUUAUGCUAGUGUUAUUGAUUUCUUCACUAAAGGGACCUUGCCUAAGCAAUGGAAUUGUACAACUAUCACUCUUGUCAUAACUGCUAGACAUGCUGCUAUCUUUGGUGAGGUGCUUAAGGAUGCUCAAGCAGGUUUCAUUCCAGGCAAGCACAUUGGUGACAAUAUCCUUCUUGCAACUGAAUUGAUCAAAGGCUAUGAUCACAAAAUUAUCUCUCCUAGGUGCAUGGUUAUGGUGGAUUUGAAGAAAGCCUAUGAUUCAGUUGAGUAG